CCAGCCGGCUGUAGGCAUUCGGGGCAGUGUCUUCUGCAUCUCCUAGGAACCUCGGGAGCGGCAGCUCCGGCGCCUGGUAGCGAGAGGCGGGUUCCGGAGAUCCCGGCCUCACUUCGUCCCACUGUGGUUAGGGGUGAGUCCUGCAAAUGUUAAGUGAUUUGCUCAAGGUGCCCAUUUCGCAGGAAUUGGAGCCCAGGCCAGUUCUCUGAGCCUAUCAUUAGGGCUAAAGGAGUGCGUGAUCAGAAUGGUGUUGGGACGGUUCUACUUGUCCUGCCUGCUGCUGGGGUCCCUGGGCUCUAUGUGCAUCCUCUUCACUAUUUACUGGAUGCAGUACUGGCGUGGUGGCUUUGCCUGGAAUGGCAGCAUCUACAUGUUCAACUGGCACCCAGUGCUUAUGGUUGCUGGCAUGGUGGUAUUCUACGGAGGUGCGUCCCUGGUGUACCGCCUGCCCCAGUCGUGGGUGGGGCCCAAACUGCCAUGGAAACUCCUCCAUGCAGCGCUGCACCUGAUGGCCUUCAUCCUCACUGUUGUGGGGCUGGUUGCUGUCUUUACGUUUCACAACCAUGGAAGGACUGCCAACCUCUACUCCCUGCACAGCUGGCUGGGCAUCACCACUGUCUUCCUCUUCGCCUGCCAGUGGUUCCUGGGCUUUGCUGUCUUCCUCCUGCCCUGGGCGUCCAUGUGGCUGCGCAGCCUCCUAAAACCUAUCCACGUCUUUUUUGGAGCCGCCAUCCUCUCUCUGUCCAUCGCAUCCGUCAUUUCAGGAAAAACACCACCAGGCCAUACCACAGCCUGCCCAGUGAGGCGGUCUUUGCCAACAGCACCGGGAUGCUGGUGGUGGCCUUUGGGCUGCUGGUGCUCUACAUCCUUCUGGCUUCAUCUUGGAAGCGCCCAGAGCCGGGGAUCCUGACUGACAGACAGGUAUGGGUUCCAGUCCCACAUUCCAGGGUGGGACAGGGCCAGGUCUAGAGAAGGAUCUCCCACGAAAGUCUGGGGCCUUGACAAGAAGACUUACCCUGUGGCACAGCAGGAAACCAAAUAACUUGAGGGUGGAGUUAGGGUGGCUGAUGGGGAGCACUGGUCCCAAACCAGCGCAUCCCAGUGAAAUGCUGGAACUCCCCAGUCUGUCCAUUGGAAGACAGAAUUUCCCCCCCAAAUCACUGUGGUUCUGUGAGGUGAAGUGUGGCCUUAUCUUCUUCCCUAAGGAAGGGCUUGACUGUGACAAGGGUGUGUGAUUUCUCCUUUACCAGCCUGGGGGCUAGUCUAGUGGGAUGGGUGCCUGGUGACCAGCUGAGUGCUCAGAGCAGGUCUUGAUGGGAUGUAGGGAGAUGGGGUGUGUACCAGGCUCAGGGACUUUGGGGCUUCCUUGAGGGAUUUGGUGGCUUGGAUGGGGACCACCCUGCAGGUUGGGGGUCUGUCUGAACAGCUUGGGCCUGGUGUGACUCCUGCAUCAUGUCAUUAACUCCUGGGCAUCUGCCUCUCUUUCCAGCCCCUGCUGCAUGAUGGGGAGUGAAGCAGCAGGAAGGGGCUCCCAGGAGCUCCUGGUGGUGCAGCCUGUGCUCCCCUCAGAAGCUCUGCUCUUCCCACGGCUCCCGGCUGGUUUCAGCAGGCGACUUUCUUUGAAUGCUGGGCCCAGACUUCUUGCCUGGGUGCUGGCCUGCCCUCUCCGGCCGCUUGCUGCCUGUCUGCUUUCCUUGGUGGCUUUGCCUGGGUGCUGGGCCUGCCUUCUCUGGCCACUUGCUGCCUGUCUGCUUUCCUUGGUGGCUUUGGCUUCUGCACUCCUUGGCCUCAGCCUCUCAGGUCCUCCAUUCACACGAGGUCCUCCUUGCUCUGGCCGCUCUUGCUGCUCCUGUCUGAAGAAAUCAGACUGAUUUCCUCUUAAGACUCCUAGGGGAUGUGGUGAAGAGCUGGGACUCAAGUGCAGUCCACAGUGUGAACCAUGUGGGAGGUGAGGUGUCCGUCCACUUCCCCCAUAAAGGUGUGCAUUUCAGUUAGGCUGCCCCGCCACAGAGCAGGCUUCAUCUGCUUUGCCAUCCAGCCCCAUCUGGAUGUGAGGUGGGGUGGAGACAUCAUGGGGUGAUUGCAGAAGGGGGGAGUGGCGGCCCACGCAGCUUCUGCUGAGGAGCUGACCGCUCUGAGCUGUUCUGUUUCAUAUUGCUGCUCUGUGUCUGCAUGUAUUGUGACCGUGCGGCUCCACCUCUUCCAGCUGCUGCUACAGCUGAGGCCUGGAUCCCAGCCUUUCCCUGUGACUUACAUGUCUGUCACCGGCAGGCAGCCCUACAAAUCCUGGUGACCUGCUCUCCCAAGAACAGAGCCUGUCCCCAGAUGUCCCAGUAGCGAUGAGUAACAGAGGUGGCUGUGGACUUCCUUUACUUCUCCUUGCUGGAUCAGGGCCUUCCUGCCUCCCGCUGGGCAGGUCCGGCCUUGCUCUCUUGGCAGGGCCCCAGCCCCUCUGACCACUCUGCAGCUCACCAUGCAACUGAUGCCAAAGUUGUGGUGUCCUGUGUGCAGCAGCCCUGGGAGCCACUGCCACCUUCAGAGGGGUUCCUUGCUGAGACCCACAUUGCUUCACCUGUCCCCACCAUGGCUGCUUGCCUGGCCCAACCUAGCGUUCUGUGCCAUGCUAGAGCUUGAGCUGUUGCUCUUCUUCAGGGGAGGAAAUAGGGUGGGGAGUGGGAAGGGUCUUGCUCCUCUCCUAAAUGUUGCUGCUGUGGCUUUUUUGCCUUCUCCAAAGAUGCACUGCCAGGUCCCAAGCUUCAGACUGCUGUGCUUAGUAAGCAAGUGAGAAGCCUGGGGUUUGGAGCCCACCUACUCUCUGGCAGCAUCAGUAUCCUACUCCUGGCAACAUCAGGCCAACGUCCACCCCAGCCUCACAUUGCCAGAUGUUGGCAGAAGGGCUAAUAUUGACCGUCUUGACUGGCUGGAGCCUUCAAAGCCACUGGGAUGUCCUCCAGGCACCUGGGUCCCAUGACCAGCUCCCCGUCUCCAUAGGGGUAGGCAUUUCACUGGUUUAUGAAGCUCGAGUUAUAUUAAAUAUGUUAAGAAUCAAA
Messenger RNA from Gorilla gorilla gorilla (western lowland gorilla), 3050 nucleotides. RefSeq names its product cytochrome b561 family member A3 (gene CYB561A3). Gene Ontology annotation, cellular component: lysosomal membrane. The coding region runs from base 245 to 910 and encodes 221 amino acids. Lineage: Eukaryota; Metazoa; Chordata; Mammalia; Primates; Hominidae. The transcript has 6 exons. The record is from RefSeq and is a predicted model, not a curated record. Gene Ontology annotation, molecular function: oxidoreductase activity.